This is a messenger RNA of Arctia plantaginis, 318 nucleotides long. Lineage: Eukaryota; Metazoa; Arthropoda; Insecta; Lepidoptera; Erebidae. The record is from the annotation of a GenBank genome assembly.
AUGUACAUACGAUGUCAAAACUGUAACUCUCUUCUCUUUUUCCUUGCUGUGAAUAGGAAAGGUAAAUUAACGAAAUGGCAAAGUCAAAGAAUCACACUAAUCAUAACCAAAACCGCAAAGCCCAUAGAAAUGGCAUCAAAAAGCCUACAAAAGUCAGGCAUGAAUCCACCCUUGGAAUGGAUCCCAAGUUCCUCAGAAAUCAGAGGUUCUGCAAAAAAGGUAAUCUUAAGCCCGCCAAACAAGUUGCACGCGCAGCUGAGAGGAAAGCAACACGCGAAGCCAAGGCUAAGAAAUGAACACCUAGUUGUAAGGAAAUAA